Molecule: messenger RNA, 1170 nt
Organism: Arachis duranensis
Lineage: Eukaryota; Viridiplantae; Streptophyta; Magnoliopsida; Fabales; Fabaceae
Product: ACT domain-containing protein ACR2
Exons: 6
Coding region: 1-1041 (346 amino acids)
Source: RefSeq, a predicted model, not a curated record
AUGAAUAAAGUUUGUUGGCCUUACUUUGAUCCUGAGUUUGAUAGUCUCACUGAAAGAAUAUAUGGCCCACCUUGCCGAGUCAGCAUUGACAAUGAGAGCAUGGAUGGAUGCACAGUAGUGAAGGUAGAUAGUGUUAACAAACAAGGUCUUCUUUUAGAAGUGGUGCAAGUUUUGACGGACAUGAACCUUCAAAUCUACAAAAGCUUUAUUUCAUCUGAUGCUGGCUGGUUCAUGGAUGUGUUUCAUGUUAGAGAUGAACAUGGCAACAAACUAACCGACCAGAAAGUCAUCAACUAUAUCCAGCGGGUACUGCAAUUUCCCAACAACAUUAAGAGGGAUUUAAUGGUUCACCCAAAUGAGCAGCAUACCGCCAUCGAAUUGACCGGAGCCGACCGCCCCGGCCUGCUCUCGGAGAUCUCGGCUGCCCUAACUGACCUCCAUUGCAACGUAGUCGAGGCUCAUGCAUGGAGCCACAAUGCCAGGCUGGCAUGUGUGGCCUACAUUUCAGAUCAAUCCACGGACACGGCCAUCGAUGACCCUAGUCGUCUGGCAACAAUCCAGGGUCACCUCACCACGGUGCUUAGGGCAACUACAGACCCUAAUGAAAAGGGUCUGGACAGUAGCCCUAACCACCCUGAUGUGAAGACCUCGGAAUUUCUUGGAGGCGAAGGCACCAUGACGACCGUGGAGAGGAGGUUGCACCAGAUGAUGCUUAGUGUUAGGGACUUUGAGAGUCCUUCAACAAAAGAGAGAAGGAAGAGAAUGGUGAAGAUUGAAAGCUGUGAUGAAAAGGGUUAUUCAAUUGUGAGCAUAGAUUGUAAGGACCGUCCAAGACUCAUGUUUGAUACCGUUUGCACCUUAACGGAUAUGCAGUACGUCAUUUUCCAUGCUUCCAUUAGCUCCCAUGAAGCCUAUGCAUUUCAGGAGUAUUUCAUCAGGCAUAUAGACGGAUAUGCUUUGAACACAGCAAGCGAGAAGGAAAGAGUAAUUAACUGUUUAGAAGCAGCCAUAGAACGCCGGGUUUGUGAGGUAAUUAAUUAAACUCCACCAAUUACUCAUAAUUAAUUAGGUACUUAAGUAAUAAACCAUGAUUAUUGAAAUGCAGGGAGUUAGGCUAGAAUUGUGUGCAGACAACAGAAUAGGGUUGCUUUCUGACAUAACAAGAGUUCU